Alnus glutinosa is the source of this 1224-nucleotide messenger RNA. RefSeq lists its product as uncharacterized. Gene Ontology annotation, biological process: regulation of translational initiation. The record is from RefSeq and is a predicted model, not a curated record. NCBI's taxonomy places the organism in Eukaryota, Viridiplantae, Streptophyta, Magnoliopsida, Fagales, Betulaceae. Gene Ontology annotation, cellular component: cytoplasm. The coding region runs from base 15 to 749 and encodes 244 amino acids. The transcript has 6 exons.
UGAAACGCAGCCAAAUGCCAAUAGCAGUAACACUACCCAGCUACCACCACUACCAGAAGCUAAACCACCGUAUCUCCGCCUCACUCUUCGCCCUCUCCGGAGCCAAGAGAGCCAUGGUCACUGGCAGCAGCAGCAGCAGCAGCAGCAACGCAGGUGCGUACACGACCAUCAAAGAGAGAGUGACAUUCCAGAGAGAAAUCAAGAAGAGCAAAUUCAUCGCCAUCGCUGGCCCCAUCUCCGAUGAGCCAUCCGCCCUCUCCUUCCUCUCCCAGGUCCGAGAUCCCCGUGCUACUCACAACUGUUGGGCUUAUAAGGUUGGAGAUCAGUACCGGUCUAAUGAUGAUGGUGAACCUUCGGGUACAGCUGGCAAGCCAAUACAUUCUGCUAUUGUUUCUUCUGGAAUAGAUAGGGUUAUGGUGGUUGUGAUCAGGUAUUUUGGAGGCAUCAAACUUGGCACUGGAGGAUUGGUCAGGGCUUAUGGAGGAGUUGCAUCAGAAUGCUUGAGAAAUGCCCCAACUUGUCUUGUAAAAUCUAAGGUUCCAAUGGGCGUGGAAGUUCCAUUUGAUCUUCUGGGUGUUCUGUACCAUCAGUUACAAUCUUUUCAAGUUGAAGACAUCAAACAGGAUUACGAUACUGGUAAAGAUGGCAUCAGCAUGGUCACUUUCAAAGUUGAUUUUGACCAGGCUGAGAAAUUGGAGGAGGCUUUGAAAGCCAAUUGUAGCCGAGAGUUAGAGUUUUAUAAACGCUGAGACAGAUUUAGUCAUAUCUUAUACAUGGUUGACAUCGUGAACAAAAUGGACCUAAUGAGAUGGCAGCACUUUCAGGGCCUGGUGGUACGUACACUUCCUUUUUCCUGCUUUGCCCAGUGAUGUUCAACACGUUGCCGGACAGAUAAACCCAUCAUUGGUUUACGUCUUGUUUCAGGAAAUUUAUAAAAGCAUUAAUUAGAGGUAGCUGUAAGAUAAGUAUUGAAUUAUGCCUGAAAUGUGCUUAUGAUCUGAUAUGUUAGGAAUUGUAUAUACGAUCUUCAUUUAGUAAAGAUAUCAUUAUACCCCAUUUCUUAUGAAUUUGUUGUAAAUUUGUUUACUUGUGCGUAGCUGUUCCUUUAUGCUGUUCAACACAUUGGCAUCUUCCUGUACUAAAAUUAACAGGUUAUUAUUAUUUUUCCUCCCCACAAAGAUGGAGGUCUGCGGUAUGACAUGUGAUGGGCGUGGGAUUUAUGCA